This is a messenger RNA of Acomys russatus (golden spiny mouse), 1233 nucleotides long. It is a transcript of the gene A4gnt, whose product is annotated as alpha-1,4-N-acetylglucosaminyltransferase. Bases 61 to 1086 code for a protein of 341 amino acids. Gene Ontology annotation, biological process: protein O-linked glycosylation. Gene Ontology annotation, molecular function: acetylglucosaminyltransferase activity. Lineage: Eukaryota; Metazoa; Chordata; Mammalia; Rodentia; Muridae. The transcript is spliced from 2 exons. The record is from RefSeq and is a predicted model, not a curated record.
ACCACCAGAGCGAACGCUAAUGAACUCUGUUGCCUGGAGACGCCCUGAGGACUGGAGGAUAUGCUGAGGGAACUUCAUCUCUACCUGUCCCUGGUCCUACUGUUUGCCUGUGGCCUGCUGUACCAGCUCACCCUGAGGUCUCAGUGCUUCUUUGCCUGCCUGCCUCCCUUCAUGUCUCCACAGGGGCCAGAAAGCCUCCUGAGCAAUGGACGGAGCGUUGUGUUCAUAGAGACCUCUGAGAGAGUGGAGCCACCUCCACUGGUCUCCUGUGCCGUGGAGUCUGCUGCGAAAAUCUACCCUGAACAGCCCAUCAUCUUCUUUAUGAAAGGGCUUAGCAAUGCCAUGGAGCUGACUUCAAAUGCCAGCUACCCAGCCUUCUCCCUCCUGUCAGCCAUUGGCAAUGUUUUCUUUGUGCCUUUGGACAUGAAAAGACUAUUUGAAGACACGCCCUUGUUUUCAUGGUACACCAAAGUCAACAGCAGUACAGAGAAACACUGGCUCCAUGUGAGCUCCGAUGCAUGCCGCCUGGCUGUCAUAUGGAAGUAUGGUGGCAUCUACAUGGACACUGAUGUCAUCUCCAUCCGGGCCAUCCCUGAGGAGAACUUCUUGGCAGCACAGGGUUCCCGGCACUCCAGUAACGGGGUAUUUGGGUUCCUCCCCCACUACUCCUUUCUGUGGGCCUGCAUGGAGAACUUUGUUGAGCACUAUAACUCACGCAUUUGGGGCAACCAGGGUCCCAAUUUGAUGACAAGGAUGUUAAGAGUGUGGUGCAGACUUAAAGACUUCCAAGAGUUGGGUGACCUGAAGUGUGGCAACAUUUCGUUCCUUCAUCCUGAGCGAUUUUACCCCAUCCCCUACCCGCAGUGGAGGCGCUACUACCAAGUGUGGGACACGGAGCCGAGCUUCAACGCCUCCUAUGCGCUGCAUCUGUGGAACUACAUGAACCAAGAGGGCAGGACUGUGGUCAGUGGAAGCAACACUCUGGUGGAGAAUCUCUUUCGAAAGCACUGCCCCAAGACCUACAGCGUUCUGAUUCAAGGUGCAGAAGGGAUAGUGUCCAGGGAACCAAGUACAGGUACCAGAUAGAGGGCCACUGCUGCUGUGGGAAACUGGACCCUUCCUGGGCUGCCACACUUUUCACUUGGUCUCCAUUGUCUCUGGGGGCUAGGAGUUAAUCCACAUCUUCAGAGUUAACUUUCUAUGGGCAUGACAGAAUGGUUCCUAAGAAAACAG